Messenger RNA from Diaporthe batatas, 3417 nucleotides. RefSeq lists its product as uncharacterized. Gene Ontology annotation, biological process: carbohydrate metabolic process. Lineage: Eukaryota; Fungi; Ascomycota; Sordariomycetes; Diaporthales; Diaporthaceae. Bases 1 to 3417 code for a protein of 1138 amino acids. The record is from RefSeq and is a predicted model, not a curated record. Gene Ontology annotation, molecular function: hydrolase activity, hydrolyzing O-glycosyl compounds; chitin binding. The transcript has 5 exons.
AUGCUGAUAACCAAAGAGAGCACUCUCGCUGCGUUGCUGCUUAGCUUCGCCUUGCUCGUUGUAGGCCAGGACUAUAGCUGCGGACCAGGCAAGCCAUGUGCGCUCGGCUGCUGCGGUACCAAUGGCGUCUGCGGCAUGGGCCCGGAUUACUGCGCGCCAGGGAACUGCAUCAGCGAGUGUACGGCAAAGUCGGACUGUGACCCAGGUUGGGGAUCCGAGUGGUCCAGCGCUGAGAAGUGCCCCUUGAACGUAUGCUGCAGCAAGUUUGGCUUCUGCGGCACCACCGAGGAGUUUUGUGGCGACAGCAAGGUGACCAAACCGUCCUGCAAAGGCACGAGCUCCAACCAGAGGACCAUUGGCUACUAUGAGGGCUGGUCCACCACCAGAGCCUGCGAUGGCAUGUACCCAGAGAAUAUCCCCGCCGGCGCCUACACGCAUCUGAACUACGCCUUCGCCUUCAUCGACCCCGUCAGCUUCGCCGUUGCCCCCAUGAGUGACACUGACAAAGACCUUUGGCCACGCUUCACCGCGCUGAAAGAGCUCAACCCAGGCCUCAAGACCUUCAUCUCGAUCGGCGGCUGGUCCAUGAACGACCCUGACCAGCCCACUGCUACCACCUUCUCCGACCUGGCGGGCUCAUCUGAUGCGCAGGACAAGUUCGCUAAGAGCCUGAUUACCUUUAUGUCGACGUACGGCUUUGACGGCGUGGAUAUCGACUGGGAGUAUCCUGUGGCUGAGGAGCGCAGUGGCAAAGAGGCCGACUACAAGAACUAUGUCACCUUCUUGAAAAACCUCAAGUCGGCGCUGACCGCCAGCGGUGGCUCCUACGGCCUGACCAUCACCGUGCCGUCCAGCUACUGGUACCUCCGGCACUUUGAUAUUGUCGAGAUCAACAAGGUCAUCGACUGGUUCAAUGUGAUGACAUACGACCUGCACGGCACCUGGGACUCGACCAUCGAGUCACUCGGGCCCAAGGUCAUGGCCCACACAAACCUGACCGAGAUCGACCUGACGAUGGAUCUCAUGUGGCGCAACGACAUACCCCCCGAGAACAUUGUCCUGGGCUUGGGCUUCUAUGGCCGGAGCUUCACCCUCGCUGACCCGAGCUGCAAGACGGCCGGGUGCCCCUUCAGCGGCGGUGGCGCCGCAGGCGAGUGCACCAACAGCGUCGGCACCCUCUCGUUUGUUGAGAUCAACCGGCUCAUUGAGGCUGGCGCAACUGUGACCCUGGACAAGGAUGCCGCCGUGCAGAUCGUCACCUGGGACAACGAUCAGUGGGUCUCUUACGAUGAUGCGGAGACCUUCAAGAUGAAGCUGGACUACGCCAACAGCCUGUGCCUCGGCGGCUCCAUGAUCUGGGCCUCCUCCACCGACGACAGCCUAGGGACGGCGGCCGCUGCACUGUCCAAGUCCACGGGGCACCUGGCGCUGUCCCUCAAGGCGGUCGACAAGUCGGCCGACACCUUCUCGCAGUGCACCUGGGGCGCAUGCGCCAAGGAGGGCGAGACCAAGUGUGAUGGUGACCUCAGCGCGGCGCAGUAUGCCAGUGGCAAGGGCAAGGGCAACGCCGGUUUCUACAACGACUGCCCCAAGGGCCAGGUCCGGCCCUACUGCUGCCCCAAGAACGACGUGCCUACAUGCCAGUGGAGGGGCCACGGCAUCAACUGCUCCAACGAGAAGUGUGAGGAGGGCGAGGUCGAGGUCACGACCCACGUCGGCGGCUGUUUUGCCGGCCACACCCGCCUCUGCUGCUCCCGUACCUCAUCAGACUCGGCCAUUGGAACAUGCAAGUGGGAGGGCGCGUCCCCUGUGUGUAGCGCUCCGUUUUCCUCGUACGGAUGCGACGACGACAGGCAGGAGCUGACAUAUAGCAACUACGGCGCCGGCGGGGAGCAAUACUGUUUCACAGGUCACAAGAGCAUGUGCUGCACAAAACCCGUUGUCUUUGAAGGGUGCAAGUGGUACUCAAACUCGCACUGGUACGCACCGUGGACCUGCGACGCUGGCUGUCCCUCGGGAAAGAUGGCGUUGGCCACCGACCCGACGAGCUGCUCCAAGGGCAGCCAGUACUUCUGCUGCGAUAACCCAGUCAAGAUCCCCGACAAGCCUGAUGUGAAGCUCGAUUUCUGCUAUUCAACCGACGGAGACUUUGUCGAGGCGACCGAAAAGGAUGACGCCGCAGAGGAUAGCGAUGACUACCUCGAACUGUGGUGGUACGAGGACGAGUGCUUCUCCAUCCCCAACAAGGGCGACCCGUCAAAGCAGAACCAGAGGAGAGAUUUGAUCGCCGACGUAGAUGUGGAAGGCUUGCAUCGCAGCCAGAUCGCAAAAAUAUUUUUGGAUGAAGGCAGCGUGCUUGAGGUGCCCCUGUCAAGCCCAUGGGUCCAGGACCUGCUCCAUCUCAGCACAGCUGCUGCCAGUUCCGGAUGGCGUCCGGACCGCGGGCAGCAGCAGGGGGACAACAACAGCACGCUCGAGGAGAGAAACGGCAGCAGGUUCUCCAAGAUUUGCAGGCCAGACAAGACCGUCAUCAACACUUUCAGCAGCUCACCCUAUCCCGGCGUCGGGAAGCUUACGCCAUCACGCCUCGUCUAUAACCUGGGCACUACUGGCAUCUGUUUUGGCGCGACGCUGGUGACGACGGCGCAUUCGCAGCUGGCACAGGGCUUGAAGACGGUGGUAGAACACGUCACGGAACUGCAAACACCCAAGGCCUUCAUGAACAGCCUGCUGGCCCAUGUCCUCCCGAGCGGCACCACCGGGUUUAAUCUGCGGUACAAUGCAGAGACCAUCUUCGGCAAGAACGGCUACUUUGACUAUACCCUCAAGGGUCUGGGGAUCGACGGCGACUUUCCUAAUAUCGACCCCAACACAAAGAUCUCGGCAUUCUUCUACAAGGUGCUUGGCAGCACCGAUUUCAAAGAGAACCUGCAGUUGCUCACAGCCAAGGAAAACUCGCUCAAGGCUGCCAUCUGGGGCCUGUAUACGAAUAUCAACGCCGACACAAAGUGGGCCAAGAUGUCGCCAACGACACAGUUGGACGUGAUGUGGCGUUUGAAGACGGUGGUCGACUACUUGAACCAGCAGGAUGUCCAAACCUCGCUCGAGGUGACGCGGGAUAAGAUGCUAGCCAUCUUCGCCGCAAUGGACAGGGUCCUGCCAAACUUCAUCACGGUCGGCGCCGGUCUCUCGCUCGAGGACGCCAUGGACACGUGGUACCGCGACCACUUCCAGACCAUGACGGCCAACCUUGUCGCGUAUGUGCAGCGGCGGCUGCCAGAUAUGAUCACGUUCUGGCAGAGCCCGGCGGGCCAGAACCUGCACGGCGCUCUCAACGCCGCGGCCAUUGUGGCUGACUUGGUGGACUUUCAGAACAAUGCUGGGGCGUACCUGGCUAUUUCCACUGCUUUUAUGUAA